AUGGGAAGGCAACCAUGCUGUGACAAAGUAGGGUUGAAGAAGGGGCCAUGGACAGCUGAAGAGGACAAGAAGCUCAUUAACUUCAUCCUCACCAAUGGCCAAUGCUGCUGGAGAGCUGUUCCUAAGCUUGCAGGAUUGUUAAGGUGUGGAAAAAGUUGCAGGCUGAGAUGGACCAACUAUCUUAGGCCAGACUUGAAGAGAGGUCUUUUAUCAGAAACUGAAGAGAAAAUGGUCAUUGAUCUUCAUGCUCAACUUGGCAACAGAUGGUCUAAGAUUGCCUCUCAUCUCCCUGGAAGAACAGACAAUGAAAUAAAAAAUCAUUGGAACACCCACAUCAAGAAGAAGUUGAAGAAAAUGGGGAUUGAUCCUCUCACCCACAAACCAAUUGCUAAUGAUGUCAAUGAUCAAAGCCAACAAGAACAAAGUCAAAACCAACAAGAAGAAGCACAAAAAUCUUGUCCAGCUAAUGACACAUUUGAAGUUGAGCAAAUCACCCCUGCUGCUCAAGCCAUAGAGGAGGAAAGAGGAGGUGAUGAGUUGGAUAAAAUGGAGCUCUUGAUUGAUGGGUUCUGCACAGAUGACGUUCCAUUGAUUGAGCCACCUGAGAUUCUGGUCCCUUGUGCUCCUUCCUCUUCUUCGUCAACCUCUUCAUCUUCAUCUUCUUCAAAUUCAGCAUCCAAGUUCCUUGAAGACCUGCAUCUCCCAGAUUUUGAGUGGCUUUGUGAUUACAGCAACAACAAUGACAGCAUUGGCUUGUGGGAUGAUGACUUCAGCAGUUGGGGUCAAGAAUCUUGGGCAUAUGGGAUUUUGUGA
This is a messenger RNA of Prunus armeniaca (apricot), 813 nucleotides long. The record is from the annotation of a GenBank genome assembly. Lineage: Eukaryota; Viridiplantae; Streptophyta; Magnoliopsida; Rosales; Rosaceae.